AUGCUCGGCGAGGGGGCGCUGCCCAGCCCGCCCCCCGCGGGGGACCCGCACCGGGAGGAGCAGCGCCCCCUCAAGCAGUCGCUGAGCAGCUCCCUGUGGCGGGAGUCACACUGGCGGUGCCUCCUGCUCACCUUGCUGAUGUAUGGUUGCUUUGGUGCCGUGGCCUGGUGCCACCUCUCCACCGUUACCCGCCUGGCCUUUGAUGGGGCAUCCCGGGGAACCUCCACUAUCUAUCACGCCAGCCCCUGCUCAGACGGCUAUCUCUACAUCCCGCUGGCCUUCCUGGCCAUGCUCUACCUGCUCUACCUGGUAGAGUGCUGGCAUCGCUUUGCCCAGGCCCGGCGCCAGCCCCGGGCCAGCACUGCCAGCGUGCACCAGCUGGUGCAGCACAUGCAGCAGGCAGCGCCUUGCGUGUGGUGGAAGGCGGUGAGCUACCACUACAUCCGUCGGACGCGCCAGGUGACCCGCUAUCGCAAUGGCGAUGCCUACACCACCACGCAGGUGUACCAUGAGCGGGUCAACACC
Molecule: messenger RNA, 525 nt
Organism: Terrapene triunguis (Three-toed box turtle)
Lineage: Eukaryota; Metazoa; Chordata; Testudines; Emydidae
Product: transmembrane protein 151B
Exons: 2
Source: RefSeq, a predicted model, not a curated record